GCACUGUUCUCACUGGCUUUGGUUUUGAUCAUAAUGUAUUUUUUACCUCCUGCAGUGGUAAAAAUAAUCCAUUUAUAACAGCGCAGUUUCAUAUUCUGACUGUGAAAUUGUACCGUGGUGCGUGACUGAAACCGCUACAUUUUCAGGGAAUUCUUGCUUACACACAACAUACCGGACUGUGCUACCCAGCUGACUGUCCGGAUCCUGCGUUUCUUAACUCUACAGUGCAUGGAAGUACCCCAUAUUGAGGAAGUUCCACUUUUAAGAAAUAAAAUAUUUGAUUUUCUUUCAGAAACGCCAUAUACACUCAGUUGUGACAACACCCACAUCAUGAGAUUGUGCCAAAAAAUCAAUUCACAUAAGAAUCACAGCUCUCAUUUGCUAUGUUUCAGAAUCGAUUUAAGGUGUCCCAAAAUUGAUUUUUUUUAAAUGUGUUGGCGGUCCGCCAUUUUGUAAUGUGCAACGUCCUGACACUAAUGCUAAAGAGUUUUUUUCGGAUUUUACUGAAGCACUGACGCAAACGCUGUGCAAGCAAGAUCCUUUUUCCUAGUGGUUAGCCAAAGAAGAACGACAAACAUUGCUAAAAAUUGAAAUAGUGUCUCCAUUUUUCUGCUCAAUUACUCCAUCUGUUUUACAAUAUUUAUGUAGCAUGGACUGUCAAGAGGUUAGACGCAGAUUUUUGUUGCUUUUGUUGCUGGCUGCGGGGUUGUGAUGAAUUCCACUACCUUCCUGUAGCUGUAAAAGCAGCGUCCUUCUGCUGUGUUCUCCACAUGAUCAUGACUGGAAUGACAUAUUGCACCGUCAGAUCCAGCAUGCUCAUGACAUGACUCCCCAAUACACACUUGCAUACAUUCUAUCUUGCCGCCUGACACCAUUUUGCUCUCGAACAAUCUUGCUAAUUAUAAUUGUUAAUUAAUUAUAUCGCAGCACCCUCAACAGGAGACCAACCUACAUUUUCAUUAAUUAGACCUUCAACCCUCUGCUCCGUCUCUCCAUCCCACUCCAAUCCAGCCCUCCAUCCCUCGCUGCCUUCAUGCUGCCACUAGUGAAAUGUUCGGUGGUGACAUGUUCAUGCUAGCAGUACCCUGUGGAAACACUUGCCAGAAUCUCAUCCUUAUGUCGAUAAUGUGCUUCUCAGUUCGUGAAGGAUGGGAUGUGUUGUCCAGGUUGUAGCUGACGUCCUUUCCUAGGUGGAGGAGUUGAAGGAGCAUCACAAGGACACUGCAUGGUCCUAGUGUCUUCUUGAGGACUUCAUGAUUAUUGUCAUUUAUGAACUUAACUUACACUGGACAUGUUUGUAUCGCGUUAUGUUUUAAUCCAUCUAGCAAGCUUCAUCAGCUGCAUGUCUGCUGUGUUGCUGAAUAAUUUCAGCUCAGCUCUGAACAAGCAGUGAGGGAAGUGCAGCACUGGAAUAGAACAAAAGCACCCAGUUCAGGAGAAAGCAAUCUGAUAAUGCUGUCACAUUUCGCUGAAUUCUAAGUAAAUAAAACAAAUGAGCAUUACUCUAUCUUCACCUUAGAUUUUUUUGCCGUUUAUAUACACUGUUUGUUUGUGACCAAAUAAAACUUGACUUCAUUGUUGAGCUUGUUUCUGAUCAUUGUGUUAAAUUAGUUUGUAAUUUAAUCUCAAACAAACCUCAGGGAAAUUGUGGAUGGAUUUAGUUCGACCUUUAAACCUCUUAAAACCCAAGCUUUUUGAAUUGUUUUGCUUUUUGUUAUUUGAGAUAGGAAUUAGUCAUAACUAAAUGUUUAAAUGUUCUUGUUUGAGUACAAUUAUUAUUCACAAUGUUGUUAUCAAUAUGCCAGAUUUACAUGUUAUAUGAAGCUGGAGACUUUACUGCACAUAUUGCAUGUACAGAAAGAUUUGUUCCCAAAACUUGAACAGAAAGUUCUAUCCUGUUCUGUUUCUGUUUCCUUGUUUUCUCCAGCUCUCCGAGCGACACAGCUGGCGUUCGCCUGCUAAUCAGGUCUUCACAGAUAUCAACACCAGCUUGUGUCGCCAGAUGGUUACUUCGUGUUCCUAGGGUAAACUCUUCCAAGACUUCACUCUCUCGUUUUGCUUCUCUGAAUAUUCUAAAUUCUGUGCACGCUUCAUCCCCUUUUCAGCUGCCUCCUCAGUUCUUGUUCUUCUUGCUUUGUUUCCGUUUUCACGGCUCUUCUCCGGUCGAUCCGCGUGUGAGUGUUUUGUAAAUCUCACUUUUGUUUUCUGAUAGAAAUCGUUAUUUCCUUGAGUAUGUGUGUGUUUUCCACCGCUGAGCAUUUUCUGUUGAUUGGACCUUGCGAGUUGAUUUUUGAGUGCUUUCGCCUCUUUUUUGUUCCAGGUUUUUCCCCAGCCUUGUAUUUCAAUGUCCGUGUUCUGAUCUGGCAUUCGGCAUACAACUUCGUUGUUGUUUACUAAAUCAUUGUUUAUUUAACCUCGUCUCCGAGCCUUCUGUCAGCCAGCACACAUUGAACCUGGGUCUGAUCACAUAGACAGCCAUGACAGUUUCUUCCUUCUUUUAUCUCACUGAAAUGGCUCUAAUGUUGUUGUCGCACUACAAGAUGGUGGAGUCACCGUCCGUAAAUGGUGCCAGUUGAUCAACGAUUUAAAAAACAAACUACCAUUGUAGUGAAAGACAAACAUGUCACAUAUCUGUAGGAGGGGAAUCCAGGAGGUUAAAAUGCAUGUGCUACAAUAUGCAGCUAACUGAAAAUGAUAUAGAGCACUGCACUGUUUCUGUUCCCUUCCUAUGAAUCCUCAGCUCUCUUGUGAUGUAUGCUAAGUUCAUGUCAUACAUGACUGCCCAGGUAUUUUGUGUGAACUGGUGUACCAGCCACCACUGGCACAUGCCCUAGAAAUUCAGUGUGUGCGUGUCCAUGUCAACACACAUGAGGCAUACAGGUCCCCACAUCCUGGUUCAAUUGACUCUGGGGCCAUUCUCCUUCCCAUCCUUCUCUCAGAGCACUCACUCCUUAAUGUUUUUGUCAAGCCUGCUGAUUCUCCAGAUGUCUUCUUGAUCGCAUUUUGAACAUGUUGAACAAACGGCUUUCACAAACUCCAUCUCUGAUGCUGUUUGUUUUUCUCCUUCGCGUCUGGAUUUUCUCUGUCUGGCACUUGUGGAGUGAGACAGUUGGUAUUUGUUUGUCCACACUGUAUAUGUGGUGGCAAGAUGGCAGCUUCUGUCUAACCCGUCUCCCAUCCUGUGGCUCCCUCACCCUCUCCUGAGAGAAGUAACCCAGAUUUCAAGACCAAUCGCCGCCCAUUCCCCUCAUUCUUGCUUUUUUCUCUUGGUAUCUGCCUCUUUCUACAUCUUUUUUUCUCAUACACAGCACUACUUUUUGUCCGAAUCAAUCUUGGAAGGAGAAUUCCUCCUCCCAACUCAUCGUCCUCCUCCUCACACUGCAUUUGUGUUAUCGGAUAUUUACCAGUUUGGUUUAGACUUCUCUUCACAUUUGCACCCUUUUUUUUCCUUUUGUCUUUUUUCCCUCGCUUUCCUUUUACUCUUUUGCAGCAGGUGAGACACCUCACUGAACCUUUUCUGGGACGAACACGACUUACUGUCCUCAAGCCAGCUUUUCCAGUAAAACUCAAUUGAAUCCAGGUCUUCCUCCUCUUCAACUCUAUAGCCUCCCCACUGACAUUCAUCCCCAUAACUCCUCUCCUUUCCCUUCAGGCACCAUGUCCACCCCUGUCUCCCCUUCCCCCACACUCUCUCCAAUGGCACUGGCCUCCCCGACAUCAGCCACCUCCCCAGGUGUUUCCUCUCUGCCCUCGCCUCUCUCCCCUCCACCCAGGGUUCCAGUGUUCCAGAGGAAGGGGGCACUCAAGCACAAGAGGAUUGUGGAAGUUAAAGAUCACCAGUUCACAGCCCGCUUCUUCAAACAGCCGACCUUCUGCAGCCACUGCACGGACUUCAUCUGGGGCAUCGGUAAACAAGGAUUCCAAUGUCAAGUUUGCAGUUUUGUGGUCCACAAAAGAUGCCACGAGUUUGUGACCUUCACUUGUCCAGGCUCAGUGACCGCCACACUACCAGACGACCUGAAAAGUCGACACUCAUUCAAAGUGCACACCUACUCCAGUCCCACCUUCUGUGACCACUGUGGCUCCCUGCUCUAUGGCCUUAUACACCAGGGCAUGAAAUGUGCUUGUUGUGAUAUGAAUGUCCAUCGACGAUGUGAGACCAGUGUUCCCAGUCUUUGUGGCCAGGACCACACAGAGAAAAGAGGCAGAAUCCACUUGACCAUCAGAGGCGAGAAAGAGGACGUCUAUGUCACAGUUGGCGAGGCGCGCAACCUGAUGCCCAUGGAUCCAAAUGGCCUGUCAGACCCUUAUGUUAAACUCAAAUUGAUUCCAGAUCCAAAGAGCCACAGCAAACAAAAGACAAAGACAAUCCGCUCAACCCUCAAUCCUGUAUGGAAUGAAAGUUUUACCUUCUCAGUGCGUGGUCACCAGUGGGAUCGACGUCUAUCUGUGGAGGUGUGGGACUGGGACCGCACGUCACGUAAUGAUUUCAUGGGAGCAUUGUCAUUCGGUGUUAGCGAAAUCUUCCGACGUCCCAUCAGUGGCUGGUUUAAGUUGCUGGCCCAAGAUGAAGGAGAAUAUUACAACAUCCCUGUGCCUGAUCCUGAUCUCCAGGAACCUCAGCCAGAUGCUACAAAACCCUCACUGCCGCAGGUCAUGCCCUCCACCCUGUCGGAACCCUUUCCAUCUGUCAGAUCUCCCACCCCUGUACCAUGCUGUAUCCAGGUCCACAACCAGGGCCCGAUGAAAGCUAGAGUUGGCAUCCAUGACUUCAACUUCCUCAUGGUGCUUGGUAAAGGCAGUUUUGGGAAGGUGCUGCUUGCAGAAGAGCGAGGCAGUGAGCGUCUGUUCGCAGUGAAGGUGUUGAAGAAAGAUGUUCUCUUCCAAGACGAGGACACGGAGAGUGCACUGGUGGAGAGACGAGUUUUGGCCCUGUCCUCUCGUCCUCACUUCCUCACCUCACUCUACUGCGCCUUCCAGUCUGAGGACCGCCUGUAUUAUGUGAUGGAGUAUGUGAAUGGAGGUGACCUGAUGUUCCACAUUCAGAUCGUUGGGAAGUUCAAAGAGCCUCACGCAGCGUUUUAUGCGGCUGAGAUAGCGGUGGGCCUCUUCUUCCUCCACAGCAAAGGCAUCAUCUACAGGGACCUGAAGCUGGAUAACGUGCUGCUGGACAGUGAGGGACACAUAAAGAUAGCUGAUUUUGGGAUGUGCAGAGAGGGAAUGUUUGGAGGGGAUGUCACGCAUACAUUCUGUGGGACACCAGACUACAUCGCCCCUGAGAUUGUGGCGUAUCAGCCCUACAACAAAGCAGUGGACUGGUGGUCAUAUGGAGUUCUGCUGUAUGAGAUGCUGGCAGGACAGCCACCGUUCGAUGGGAUUGAUGAGGAGGAACUUUUUCAGUCCAUUAUGGAGCAGAGCGUCUCAUACCCAAAAAGUCUCUCACGUGAAGCUGUCGCCAUAUGCAAAGGUCUGCUAACAAAACACCCGGCCAAGCGCCUGGGAGGAGGGGAGGACGCAGAGAGAGAGAUCAGGGAGCAUCCGUUCUUCCGGUGGAUUGACUGGGAUCGUCUGGAGCGACUGGAGCUGCCACCACCCUUCCAACCCAGAACUGGUGGAAGGAAAGGAGAAAACUUUGACCAGUUCUUCACAGCAGCUCCAUCAGCAUUAACCCCGUCUGACCCAGAUGUGCUUGCUGCCAUCAACCAAGAAGACUUCCAGGGCUUCACUUUUAUCAACCCUGACUUUGAACCUUCUCCUCUCACUGCCAUUUGAAGAUGGCCUUCCUUUCCAUUACCCAUAUAGCACUCCAAACUAGUGGUAGUUUUAUAUCAGUCAGUGAGCACUAGCACCAAUUCUGAAGUUUGCACGCAAAGGGCAAGUGUUUUGAUCUGUCACUUAGAAAGAGCAAUA
Messenger RNA from Synchiropus splendidus (mandarinfish), 5910 nucleotides. It is a transcript of the gene prkcg, whose product is annotated as protein kinase C, gamma. Gene Ontology annotation, biological process: protein phosphorylation. NCBI's taxonomy places the organism in Eukaryota, Metazoa, Chordata, Actinopteri, Syngnathiformes, Callionymidae. The transcript has 17 exons. Gene Ontology annotation, molecular function: diacylglycerol-dependent serine/threonine kinase activity; ATP binding; zinc ion binding. The record is from RefSeq and is a predicted model, not a curated record. The coding region runs from base 3658 to 5772 and encodes 704 amino acids.